AUGGCUCUUCCACGAGCUUUGCUGCCUGGGAUGGCGCUGCUCUUCGGGGCUUCCGUGCUCAGUUUCGUCGCUCCAAGUCUGCCACAUCUCGGCAUCACAAGAAAGGACCGCGCAGCUUCGCAGUUGGCAGCUUCCAGCAUGCAUGCGGAGAGCCCAGCAGCUUCCACCAGGCAGUGGCAAACCCCCGUUUGGUCUGCUUUGGCUGCCAUGGCAGCCUGUCUUGGAGGUGCCGCACUCCGCCGCUCUGGUGGAAGCGACCGCUGCCAGCGCAGAGAUGCAAUGCUUGCGGCCGGAUCCUCUUUCUUCAUGCCUCAGGCAGCUUGGGCCCAGUACCAGAUGGAGGACAGGUUGGCUUACUUUCGUGAGAAGGCACGUGUCUUGAACUUUGCGGCGGACUGGUACUUGUUCGACGUGAAGCCUUUGGUGCACCCCACGGAAAACAUAGUCAGCGAAGAGAUGUGCAAGGAGAUGGGCGCUGCAUGCCCGGACGUGAAGUCACUGCAGAACCUCCGCGAAAUGUACAAGGGUAACGUCAGUCAGAAUGCUGGCGCCGGUGCCUCCAUUUCAUCCUUUGAGCGAAACAUCCUCUACCCCAUGAAGGAUGUGUCCCUGAGCAAUGCUGUGGAUCCAGACACUUCUGAGGAGUUGCAGCAGAUCUUUCAGAAGUUCGAAGUGAACCAGUAUCAGCUGGGCAAGGCUGCACGGGAGGAGAACAUUGCCACCGCAAGGCAGAAGUUUGAUGAGGGCCGCCUGCUGAUGAACCAGUUCUUCACAAAGGUUGACGAGAGCGUCGGACUGAAGUUCGGUGAUGCUGCGACCCGAGAUCCUCCGAAAAGGCAGCUUUUACAGUACAAGCAGCUAUGA
Molecule: messenger RNA, 864 nt
Organism: Symbiodinium pilosum
Lineage: Eukaryota; Dinophyceae; Suessiales; Symbiodiniaceae
Source: the annotation of a GenBank genome assembly